AUGCUUAAGGAUAAUUGUUGUGUAAGAUCUGAUUUGUCAGUUAAGCACAACCACAAACCAUCUUUAUCGGAUUCGAUGUCGAUUUUAUCCAACGCAUCUACCUUGGUGGACGAUCUCCAGGGCGGUAAUAAUGCGCCUACUUCCCAAUCUCAUAGUGUUGUGGCAGCAUGCCGGCAUAGGUCGCGCUCAUUGGAGGACCCUCUUCAUACACCUCUUAGUGGUUGUCCUUCUGGCUGCCUAGGUAGCGCAGGAUCACCAUAUGGAAUAAAUAGUGGUGCGGCGACGCUAUCAUUAUCUGGUUUUAAACCUACAUGCACAAAUGGAAAUAAUACGAGGUUCCAAUUACAUAGUGGUUGUAAAACGAUAGAUUGUAAACCAUUGGCAAAUAUGUUAUUGGACCAUGAUGAGACUUAUGGGGCAGCUAAAAAUAUAAUCGUCAUAGAUACCAGGCCAUAUAUGGAGUAUUCAAAGGCACAUAUAAAAGAUUCCAUUCAUAUAAGUUUGCCUUCAACACUUUUAAAAAGGAAAAACUUUAGUUUGCAAAGGUUAUUAGAUAAUCUUCCGGCGUAUGAAAGGAAUCUAAUAAAGGAGAAGUUGAAGGAAGAGUAUAGUGAAAAUGACAAGGAUUCGUUCUCUGUUGUUAUAUAUGACAAUACGGAUGUGAAGCCCGAUGGGAGGGUUAGCCUUGCGUGUUUCGGAAUUUCAUCAAAGUUUUUGGAUAAUGACUGGCCGAAUCAAGGUCAAAGGAAGCCUGAUGUUUACAUACUAUCCGGUGGGUUUCCUCAAUUUCAAUCACAGUUUCCAGAUUUAGCAGAAUCAUCACCGAUGGAGUAUGACAGAGAACUUUUACAACCACCUGCAGUUUAUUAUUCGUCUACUUCAUCUCUAUCAACUCCACCUUCAACACAGGGGUCUCCUUUAGUGCCAGUUUGCUCACCGACAUUUUCUUCACCUAUAUCUCAUCUGUUCAAAUUUCAGUUACCACAUGCACCACGACAGAAUUUAGCUGGCUCGUCACAGUCCUUCCAACAUGUUUUUAAAAUGAGGCAAUUCGAAGAAAACAGUAACUUGGAAAGUUAUUUGGAUGCCGUAGACCUUAAUGAAAAUAGAAAGUUGUCCAGUUCAGAGUAUUUUACAAAUCCCAGCACUCCACAACAGCAGUAUUACAAAUUUCCAUUGAAACUCAGUUUUCAACUCGAGUUUGAUGCAAUAACUGAAACGUACGAUGCGGAACAAAUUAAUGCAGUCAUGCCUAGGUGGUUUCGGAAUUUGAUGGACAAGUCGUCGAAAAUGCAAUUUAUUGAAAAAUUCCAACGCUUGGAUAUUAUUGAGCGUACCAGAUUGGACAGGCUAUUAAAGAUGCCCCCACUAUCUUCAGAACAAAUCACAGAACAAAAACCGGGUCACAAAACAUCUUCUUUGGAUGGUGGUUACUCUGAAGAAGACGAUGAAUACGAUCGUCAGAUAUCCAUCUCGUCUGGUGUUGAAUUGGGUAGUAAAAAUCGAUACAAAGAUAUAUUCCCUUAUGAGCAUACAAGGGUUAUACUGAGGCGAGACCUGGAAAUUACAAAACUCUCACAGGAACCGCAUUAUAACGGUGUUGUCGACACUUAUAUUAAUGCAAAUUACUUGACGGGACCCUUUACUACUGGUGAUAGUCCAUCUAAUAAUACUGUUAGAUACAUCGCCACUCAAGCACCUCUUUCGGAGACAAUUCACGAUUUUUACACAUGUAUUAUAAACAAUCGAGUACCAAUAGUAAUUACUCUGACAGAUGAAUUUGAAAACGGGUUGGAGAAAUGUUGUAAAUUUUGGGCAGAGGGAGAUUAUAACGGGAUUCAAGUUGCAUUGCUUCAAGAGCGAAAAGAAAAUAACCUAUAUUUGAGGAGGAUCAAAUUAACGUUCAAUUCUGGAAAAUCAACAUUUCAAAUAUUCCAAAUACAGAUCAAAGAUUGGCCAGAUCUUGGUGUAUUGGUAAAUCCUACAGAUAUCCUCAGUAUGCUUGAUAUUAAAAAUUUCAUAAUCUCUGAGUUGUUCAAGCGGGGGGUUUUUAAUAAGGGUGAUCUGCCGACAGUAUUAGUGCACUGUUCUGCAGGUUGCGGUAGAACCGGUACUUUCUGCACUGUUGAUACAAUAGUCUCAAAUCUUAAGAAUAUCGACGCUCAUGAAAUACAAUGGGAAGCAAAUCACCAUGAUAAUAACAACUUGUUUGAUCCAAUAGUAAUAACUAUUGAUCGAUUCAGGAAACAAAGAAUCUCGAUGGUUCAAAACAUUAAUCAAUUUUUAUUCAUAUAUGAUUGCAUGUUGUCAUACUUCAAACUUCACCUGAAUAAUAACACGUGUGGUGGCGACAACGUUGGUUUGGGUUCUUUCACGAAUUCUAUGGGGGAAUUGGAUAUUUUAGAGGACUUUCUAUGUAGUAAGAAAAACGAGCUGUAA
Molecule: messenger RNA, 2439 nt
Organism: Eremothecium cymbalariae DBVPG#7215
Lineage: Eukaryota; Fungi; Ascomycota; Saccharomycetes; Saccharomycetales; Saccharomycetaceae
Gene: PTP3
Product: tyrosine protein phosphatase PTP3
Exons: 1
Coding region: 1-2439 (812 amino acids)
Biological process (GO): protein dephosphorylation
Molecular function (GO): protein tyrosine phosphatase activity
Source: RefSeq, a predicted model, not a curated record